Molecule: messenger RNA, 2977 nt
Organism: Toxorhynchites rutilus septentrionalis
Lineage: Eukaryota; Metazoa; Arthropoda; Insecta; Diptera; Culicidae
Exons: 6
Coding region: 135-2711 (858 amino acids)
Source: RefSeq, a predicted model, not a curated record
ACGCGCACUUUGCAGAGCUUGUUGUUUAACUGUUUCGUGAUCCGGUUGAUAUUUCAAUACGGGAUUUUAAUCAGUGAAAAGUGGAAACCUCUGUGCUGAUCAGAUAGUCUUUGAAUGAGGUUCAAUUUUACAGGAUGUCGGCGUUUAUCACAGAUUUUAAUAAUCAUAUUCAAUCUUAUUUCAUAAGUAGUUCCUACGGAAAUGAGACGCUCGUUACAAGCAGUUUGAAUCAUCUAGCUCUUGUCACCGACACUCGAGCAUUCGAAGUGUCGCUGUACGCAAACAAUGUGUUCUUCAUCAAUCUGCACAAAUUGAUGAGCGUUGGGACGAAGAAACAGGCCCUGCUGUGGUCAGCGGUGGCCGUUCUGGAAGCGGCUUCCAAAUGCGAGGGCGUACGCGAAGCGUUGAUGAAAAAGUUUCACUACCUCCCCACGUUGGCCACCAUGCUGCAGGAGGUGCACAACAGCGAACAGCAGCAGCGAUUGCUGGCCCUGAUCGAGCUUCUAACACACGGGGCACAGCUCGAGAGCCAUGAACCUUACGUUGAAUCGUUGAUAGUUAAGCUGCUCGGUAUAAUGGAACAGGAUCACGGUAAGAAGGAGAGAAGUGAAGUGAUUUCGCUGGCGCUGUCGAUAUUGGUGAAUCUGUGCUAUCGGAAUCUGCAGAUGACCUAUCUGCUCACGAAGAACAUCAGUAUUUCCACCUUUUGCGGACAAAUCAAGCAGUUCGGUUUGCUGGCCUGCAAGAUGUAUAUUGUACUGGAGAGAAAUGACUACAUGAAGGAGAUGGACUUGCAGUAUCUGCUGAAGAUGAGCUUCAAGGAGGUGCGGAAUGUGCUGACAUCAAGAAAUAGUUUCAUUCUCCGACACGUGGUAGAUUAUCUGCAACAUAUUCGUCAGCUCAAUCAAGAAGAACGUUCCAAAGAUAAUCGACGAAAUGGCGCAAAUAUUGAAGGCAAUUUCUUCCGUGACAAUCUGAAGGAAUUUCUGGAAGACAUUGAAAAGUAUUCCAAUGAACAAUUGAGCGAAAGCAAUUCUAAUUCUGGAGGACGUAAACGAAAGCGUAAAGGCUCGGAUGAGAAGUCCUUGUCCAAUUCGACCUGUGGUGAAAAGGACGAUUGUAUGGAUACUCUAUUCGAGAUAAUGGAAUGCAUUUUGGUAUUGGAGCCUGUUGGAGACGAAUUCCGGAAGCGGAUAGGAGACGUAGCCUUGAGAUGGAUUCAAGCGAGGCAAAACUGUUCCGGAGCAAUCAGUUUACUGAGAGUUAUCAUGGAAAGAUGUUCAGACGAUCCGGAAGGCGCAGAUAAGGUGGAGGAGAUGGUGGAGGUUUACCGACAAAUAUUAGAGGAUCUAACGUCUGUCCUGGAGAAUAACGUAGACGGAAGACUGACAAUUGCGUUCGCUAAACUGUUGGCCACAAUGGUGAGGUCCCAAAAAUCCUCACAUUCCACCCUGGACAAUGUGGCGGAGCAAUUCUUUCAGUUAACGUUCGGACAAAUACUGAAUUCCUCAGAUUCUAGCAAAUCGUUCAAUUAUUCGCUGCCGGACAAUGAGUUCGAGAUCUACUUAUGGGCUCUGUACACCUUCAAUGAAUUUGCAAAUAUUUCACCAACGCUUUGGUUUGCCAAGGUGAAUAAUUUAUUGAAGCACAAACCGAUUCAGUAUAUGAUCGCCCGGGGUCUAACAAGCGGCGAAUUGGGCCUCACGGAAGCCAUGCUGCAUGUGACAGCAUCGGCGGAUUUUCCCCGCAAGGAAGUAUCCCAAAUGGUUGGCAUUCUCAGCUCGGACAAGCCUUGCGUUCCGUGUGAGCCUCAAACCGAGCGAAGUCCUACGUUGUUGUCGCAUCCCGCAGCAGGGGCGCCCGGUUUGAGCCGGGAUCUGCUGGAACGCAUGAACCAGACUAUUUCGCACAUUCAGGAUGCUGUUUCCGCUGGGCAUAUUAAUGACGUGACCAAGGUUGAGUUGAUCGAAUUCUACAGCUGCAAGAUAAACAUGGAAACGCAACUGAUGAACGACUUGAGAGGCAGUCUGAGCGGUAUGUCAUCGCAGAUCAAUACUUUGAUGCAUCAGAAUCAGCUUCUAUCGGCGGAAGUCGAGAAAGUGCAGCGGCAAAAUUUGCCGCUUGGAUUGAAAGUCUCUGCGCUUGAAACAGAAAAUCGAUUACUUGAAAAGGAGUUGAAUCAAAUGAAGAACGCAACCGCUUCGUACGAUAAGAAAAUAAGCCAAGUGAAGCAGGAAUUAUCCGAGCAUAUAAAGAAGUACAGCGAGAAGAGCCAACAGUGCGCGGCGUUGAUUAAAGAUGUCGAAAUGUAUCGUGUGCGGGACAGUAAUUACGAAAAGGAAACCAAACGUUUGCAACAGGAACUCGCUGAUAUGCUCAAAUCACGGGACAAAUCACGCAAACUUCUCAAGAUGGCCGAAGAAGACCGCCAGAAGCUAUCCGAGCAGAAGGAAAACGACAAGAAGAUGUACGAGACUAAAAUCCGCGAACGCGAGCGGGAAAUUUCGAAACGAAACGAUCUCAUCCAGCAGCUGGAACAGCAACUGUCCCAACGGGACAGUAAGCUUGCAUCGCAGGAAAGUGAGCUGCAGGAACUGUUGACGCAAAUUUCCACUAAGGACGAACGGAUUGCCGCAAUCGAGGCCGAGCUGAAGGAGAGCGAGAGUAUACAGAAAGCCAUUUACAGUCUGAUGAACAAAGGGAAGAAAUGACGAGGUCUCAUAGAAAAUACGAUGUUAGUUUUAGAUUUUGUACAAAUUUAUAAGGUAGAUAAUAAUGUAAAUAUUCAUGCAUCGUGAAACACUUCCCAAAGUUCGAGUUGGAUUCUAAUUUAUACAGUUAUUGAACCCAGUCGUAUGGUUUGCGUCUUCGCUAGCAUUGGCACUUUUUAUACUGUUUGGGAGGCGCAUUUACAUCACGUUUAUGGAGCUGAUUUGCACCUCAAAUGAAAAUACAUUCGCUAUAUAAGCAAAACAAA